Molecule: messenger RNA, 837 nt
Organism: Adineta steineri
Lineage: Eukaryota; Metazoa; Rotifera; Eurotatoria; Adinetida; Adinetidae
Source: the annotation of a GenBank genome assembly
AUGAAACGUAUACAACGUUUAGGUAGUGUUUCAUUUGUAACAGUAUUACUAAGUUUAGUAUUUCAUCUUCUUGCAAUGUCAAAUGAUGAAUGGAAAACUAUAACAUGCCAUGGAUGUGGUAAUACAACUGAUCUUCAAGAUAUACUCGGAUCAUGGACUGUAGCAUUAACUGAACGUUGUUAUUCAACAUCAGUAGUAGGAAUAUUUGCACCAAAUGGUGGUUAUACUGGUUUAACUGCAAGUGGAUUUCGAGCACAAGUUUGUGUUGAAAAUCAAUAUCUUAUGGUUAAAGAUAUACGAAAUGCAUCUUAUUGUCUUCGGUAUAAUGAAGGUUUUAGUGAUGUAGCUUGUACGCUGACAGAGUAUAAUACAAAGGCUUGUAAAUGCGAUUAUUCAACUCGAAUAAAAUUAAUCUUAGCUAUGACUAUUUUAACAUCAUUAUCACUUGGAAUCUUAAUAUUUAUAUCACAUUUAGUAGCAUUUGUCAAAAUUGAUUAUGUUUUAGAAUGGUUAAUUCCAACUUGUUAUAGUCUUUUAUUCUUUGCUAUAUUAUGUAUAUUUAUAACUUUAUUUACUGCUGGUACAGGAUUAGAUGACGAAAUUAAUCAACUUCGUUAUAGUCAGUCACUUUUUGAAGUUGCUUAUUUUAAUGAUUCAUCAGCUACUGCUCAUAUGAAUGCUUAUAAGAAGACUUUAACACGUACAUAUUCAGUAAAACUUGGAUGGUGUUUUGGAAUGGAAGUUAUGGCACUUUACUUUUCAAUUGUUUCAGCAGUUCUUUAUUUACUUAUGUAUCUUGUCAAACAACAUCCUAAUGCAAUUAAGGCAAUUAAAUAA